AAGUUCCCAUGUAUUCGGCCUCCCAGCGGAUGUUAAUAUAUCACCAGUGAGCCUGCAGGCUGACCUUUGGCUCUGAGAAGCUUCGGCUAUGAGACGAACCGAGCAGCAGGGUCAGAGCGGAGACGCACUCCCGGCAGCUAUGCAUGUCUGGCAUUUGUUGAUUUCCUCAGACUGCUCUCCUGCCGCCAACAAUUGACAGCCUGGUAGUUUUCAGUGGAUCCCGAGCCCUGCAUUUCCAAACAGACGCUGUCAUGAUGGAGUCGGAGCAAACAGCUGGGAGUUGUCCAGCGCCGGGCCAAGCUACUGUCAGAACCUGGCUCCCUUCCAGCCCGAGAGGAUCAACCAAAGCACCCAGUGAUGCUGUGUCCCGUUUCCAAGGAGACGGGGUUCGCUACAAGGCCAAGAUCAUCGGUGUGGACCCGGUACCCGACUCCCAGGGGGAGAAGAUGUGCUUGGACUCCAUGAUGAAACUAAAGGGCUUCGAGGCCGCAGCAAGGAAACAGGGGAAACACAAGCAGAGAGUUUGGUUGAAAAUUUCCUCCGGCGGUUUGAAAAUGGUGGAUGAGAGGACCGGGUCCAUUCUUCACGAACACGAAAGGAGCAGGAUCAGCUCUUUGACAAAAGAUGAGUCCGACCCCAGAGCUCUGGCCUACGUCUACCAGCAAGAAGACACCUACGCCCUCUUCUACAUCAGGAUGGCCAACAUGGCAGAUCCCGUCGUAGCUGACAUCACUGAGGUUUGUCAGAGUGUGGACCAAGAGACGCCACAGGAGGAGCCCGCAGAGACACAAAACACCACCUUACUGCUUAUCAAUGACAACCCAGUCGUCGAUGCUGAGGGACCAGAUCUUGAGGAUGUGUUCAGUCCACGACCAGUUGAGGCACUGGGAAAGUUAAACCAUGCAAACCCCACCCCAGCCUCUUCCAGUAAUGAGCUGCUAGAAGUGUUUUCCGCCCAGAUGGAGUCGCCCCUGACACCCACCCAGAACGCCUCAAGCAGUCCGUCAGUGUCUCCACAGCCGACACUCUCCACCUCUCAGAUCCUCUCCAUGUUCUCCGCGCAGCCGAUGGGAGGCUCCCCAUACUCCUCUCCGCCUUACUCUCCCACCUCCAUGCCCUGGGGUCAGCAGGGUCCUCUGGGAAACCAGUGGGCUGGAGGACCGCAGCUCAACGGGCCCCCCAUGCCCCCCAUGCCGGGGGGUCCUUUAAUGUGGGCGCCGCCUGGCAUGGCGGCCCCCCCGGCAGGAGGCCUGACUCAGCCUCACACAGUGGUCAACCCUCACCUCGGAGUCAUGAUGGGAGGAAACGCAGCGGGCUUCCCCACUUCUCCCACCGCUCCUAACGGGUACCCUGCUCCCUUAAACUCCCUCUACCCCCCCACCGGGCCACUAGGACCUCCGCAGCCACAGCCACAGUCAGUGCCCCCGACCUUGGACCAACAUCCACUCCUGUGAUCCCGCUGGUUAAAAUUGUAGUGGCCUGAUGUGAAUCUGCGGAUGUGUACAACUUUAUUUUAUUCACUCAUGAUUUCCAACGAACUUUUAAUUCCUUCCAUGUGCUUAAAAGUUAAAAUACAACCUGUGAUUUAGAUCUAAAUUAGUGCAGCGACAUUAUAAGGAAAUCCAUAAAUUGCAAAGUAGCAUCGAUAUGAUCAUUUUUCUUUUCCCCUGCCCAUUUAUUACCUAAUACAGCAUGUAAAUGUGUGACUUUUUGAUAUUACUUUACUUUCAUGCGCUUUCUGCUAGUUGCUACACAUUGUCCACACUGACUUAACUGCAGUUGAAUUGGUUUGAAUGCCGCCUUGUAUUCUUAGGGAGUUCUUCUUUAUCCAAAACCAAUAUGUACAGUCACAGGAUGUUGUAUAACUGUGCUAUGAUGUAAAGUCCCUUGGGGUAAUUCGUGAUUUUUGACAUAAGGCUAUGGAGAGACCGAGAGGAUGACUUGUACCCAACAUUAAAGAAAAAAAAACAUACAAGGAAA
This is a messenger RNA of Mugil cephalus (flathead mullet), 1980 nucleotides long. Its product is annotated as disabled homolog 1-like. The transcript has 10 exons. The record is from RefSeq and is a predicted model, not a curated record. NCBI's taxonomy places the organism in Eukaryota, Metazoa, Chordata, Actinopteri, Mugiliformes, Mugilidae. The coding region runs from base 252 to 1454 and encodes 400 amino acids.